This is a messenger RNA of Paracoccidioides brasiliensis Pb18, 990 nucleotides long. RefSeq lists its product as uncharacterized. The transcript has 2 exons. The record is from RefSeq and is a predicted model, not a curated record. Bases 1 to 990 code for a protein of 329 amino acids. Gene Ontology annotation, biological process: transcription initiation at RNA polymerase II promoter. Gene Ontology annotation, molecular function: promoter-specific chromatin binding; RNA polymerase II general transcription initiation factor activity. Gene Ontology annotation, cellular component: transcription factor TFIID complex; SAGA complex; nucleus.
AUGGCCGACUCCCAGCAGCCUUCGUCGGACGCUGUACCACCACCGCCACAACCAACGUCCACCACGCAAGGAACAGAAAAAUCAACUCCAACAUUCACACCUACACUGGCUACAGCUCCAGCUACAGCAGUGAACCCUGGACCCUCAAAUACUCCUGACCCAAGCAAUACAUCGACGUCUACCAUUCGUACCGACGAUGACACUACAAAUAACGACGUUGAGAUGACCACUAAUACCUCGAUUACAGCACGGCCGGAUGUGACGAUGAGCGGGACAAGUGAAGCUGCGACUUCAGCCGCAAAUGGCACCAAUAAUACCAAUAUGGUGGACAGCCAGCAAUCGAUGGUGACGGCGACAACGACAUCUGCAGGAGGAGUACCAACAGGAUUCCUAGAUACUGAAGUCAAUCCAGUAUCAGCUGUGGCAGUACUCCCACCGUCGAAGAAAGAUACGAGUCUACGGGAGUUUCUGGGUCAGAUGGAUGAAUACGCGCCUAUCAUCCCCGACGCUGUAACAGCCCACUACCUCACGCUCGCCGGCCUCCCACCUCCAGGGAACGGCCCAAACCAAACCCCCCCACACCUCGCCCGCCUCCUCGCCCUCGCCACCCAAAAGUUUAUCGCCGACAUCGCUGCAGACGCCUACCAAUACUCCCGUAUCCGCAGCUCCAACAGCUCCUCCUCAAACAAUCCCAUGGGCGCCAUAAAUCUUUCCACAGGUUUGCCUCAGGCGGUAGCUGGCGGCGGUGCUGGGAGUGUAGGUGCGGGAGGGGCUGUUGCAGCAGGAGGGGCGGGGGGUGCUGGCGGUGCUGGUGAGGGGACGAAAGGGAAGGGUGGUACAAGUGGAUUGCAUUUGGGUGUGCAGAGACCUGGGUUUGGAGGUGGAGGGCAGGGAGGCCAGCAGGGACGGACUGUGUUGACGAUGGAGGACUUGGGGAUGGCGGUUGCGGAAUAUGGGGUUAGUGUGAAGAGGGGGGAGUUUUAUCGUUAA